Paramecium octaurelia is the source of this 473-nucleotide messenger RNA. The record is from the annotation of a GenBank genome assembly. NCBI's taxonomy places the organism in Eukaryota, Ciliophora, Oligohymenophorea, Peniculida, Parameciidae.
AAUGGUCAGGUUUAAGAAUAGAUACUUUUUAUGCGAAUAUAUUCAAGAAAAUCAGGAAUGGGAAUUUUCAGAGAGAGACUUGUUGAAUGAGAUAAAAGAUCAAGUAGAAUAUCAUUUUGGUUAAUUUGGGUCUGGCAAAAUUUAAUUUUCAUUUUAAGGUAAAGGAUUCGACAAAUUGAAUAGUGAAAUAUUUGAAUUCUAUUUCAAGAUUGUUUAUCUUGAGAGUGAGUAGAGAGUACAAAAGUAUAAUUUGGUCAACCCUCUUAUUUAUGAAUAUGUUUAGAGGAGUACCAAUCAAAAUUAGAACCUUAAGUUGUUCAGGCACAAUAAGAAAGUGUGAAAUCAGAGCUAGGAGAUUACUCACAAAAUGGGUACAUAAAAUAUUAAAAUGUGAUAUGCCCAAUCAAUUGCGAAAUACUAUUAUUAGAGAUUAUAAAUAAACUAAAUAAAUUCUACCUUAAUUAACAUAAUGA